Molecule: messenger RNA, 7751 nt
Organism: Plutella xylostella (diamondback moth)
Lineage: Eukaryota; Metazoa; Arthropoda; Insecta; Lepidoptera; Plutellidae
Source: RefSeq, a predicted model, not a curated record
CAUUACUCACUUUCUCUAGCCAUCUCUUUCUUUCAUCUGCCAUUUCAUUUGUGUAUGUGGCAGUUGUGGGUGUAGGGUUUUUCGAAAUUUUCUCCUUUCAAGUAGAGAAAUUAACACACCCUUUAUUUUCUUAAUGUAGAAUCAAUUAAUAAUAGACUGCGAUUAGUAAGAGUCGCUUUUUGUCUUGUUUGGUGUUGAAAGUGCCCAGGAUACCGUGAUCAUGGCGCAAAUACUGCCAAUUCGUUUCCAGGAGCAUUUGCAGCUCACAAAUGUCGGCAUCAAUCCAGCCUCCAUAUCCUUCAACACACUCACGAUGGAGUCGGACAAGUUCAUCUGUGUGCGGGAGAAGGUGGGCGAGACAGCGGAGGUGGUGAUCAUCGACAUGGCGGACCCCACCAACCCCAUCCGCCGCCCCAUCAGCGCCGACUCGGCUAUCAUGAACCCCGCUAGCAAGGUGAUUGCUCUGAAGGGGAAAGCCGGGGUGGAAGGUACGUCUCAAAAAACGCUCCAGAUCUUCAACAUCGAGAUGAAGUCCAAGAUGAAGGCACACACCAUGUCUGAAGACGUCGUGUUCUGGAAGUGGAUCUCCCUGAACACCCUCGCGCUGGUCACCAAGGUGUCGGUCUACCAUUGGUCGAUGGAGGGUGACUCUACUCCCGUGAAGAUGUUCGAUAGGCACUCCUCAUUGGCUGACUGUCAGAUCAUCAACUACAGGACCGACCCGAAGCAGCAGUGGCUUCUGCUUGUGGGCAUAUCAGCGCAGCAGAACCGCGUGGUGGGCGCCAUGCAGCUCUACUCUGUAGAACGCAAGUGCUCGCAGCCGAUCGAGGGCCACGCGGCCUCAUUUGCCACCUUCAAGGCGGAGGGAAACGCCGAGCCGUCGACGCUCUUCUGUUUCGCCGUGAGGACUGCGCAGGGCGGGAAGCUGCAUAUUAUUGAGGUGGGCCAGACGCCGGCCGGCAACCAGCCGUUCCAGAAGAAAGCCGUCGAUGUGUUCUUCCCGGCCGAGGCGCAAAACGAUUUCCCCGUCGCCAUGCAGGUGUCGCCCAAAUACGACGUGAUCUACCUGAUAACGAAGUACGGCUACAUCCACAUGUACGACAUCGAGACGGGCACGUGCGUGUACAUGAACCGCAUCUCGUCCGACACCAUCUUCGUGACCGCGCCGCACGAGGCCACCGGCGGCAUCAUCGGUGUAAACCGCAAGGGCCAAGUCCUCUCAGUCACCGUCGAGGAGGAAUCCAUCGUGGCGUACAUGAACACAGUUCUCCAGAACCCGGAGCUGGCGCUUCGAGUGGCGGUGCGCUGCAACCUCGCCGGCGCCGAGGAGCUGUUCGUGCGCAAGUUCAACACGCUCUUCACCAACUCGCAGUACAGCGAGGCCGCCAAGGUGGCCGCGAUGGCCCCGCGCGGCAUCCUGCGCACGCCGGCCACCAUCCAGCGCUUCCAGCAGGUGCCCACGGCGCCGGGGCAGACGUCGCCGCUGCUGCAGUACUUCGGCAUCCUGCUGGACCAGGCGCAGCUGAACAAGUACGAGUCGCUGGAGCUGUGCCGCCCCGUUCUGCUGCAAGGUCGCAAGCAGCUGUUAGAGAAAUGGCUGAAAGAGGAGAAGCUGGAGUGCUCAGAGGAACUCGGAGACUUGGUCAAACAGGUGGACCCAACGUUGGCUCUGUCCGUGUACUUGAGGGCCAAUGUCGCCGCCAAGGUCAUCCAAUGCUUCGCUGAGACUGGACAGUUCCAGAAGAUUGUGUUGUACGCUAAGAAGGUCGGCUACACCCCAGACUACAUCUACCUGCUUCGCUCGGUCAUGCGUACGAACCCUGAGCAAGGCGCCGGCUUCGCGGGCAUGUUGGUAGCUGAAGAGCCCCCUCUAGCCGACAUCCAGCAGAUAGUGGACGUGUUCAUGGAACAGAACAUGGUGCAGCAGUGCACGGCGUUCCUGUUGGAUGCGCUGAAGAAUAACAGGCCCGAGGAGGGGCCGCUGCAGACCAGACUGCUAGAAAUGAACCUGAUGUCGGCGCCUCAAGUGGCGGACGCGAUCCUCGGCAACGCCAUGUUCACGCACUACGAGCGCGCGCACAUCGCUCAGCUGUGCGAGAAGGCGGGCUUACUGCAGCGCGCUCUCGAACAUUACACCGACCUGUACGACAUCAAGCGCGCCGUGGUCCACACCCACCUGCUGUCGGCCGACUGGCUGGUGAACUUCUUCGGAACCCUCUCCGUAGAAGACUCCCUGGAAUGUCUCAAGGCGAUGCUGACAGCCAACAUCCGUCAGAACCUACAGAUCUGCGUGCAAAUAGCCACCAAGUACCACGAACAGCUGACGACUAAAGCGCUCAUUGAGCUGUUUGAGAGCUUCAAGACGUACGAAGGCCUGUUUUACUUCCUCGGCUCGAUUGUCAACUUCAGCCAGGAUUCGGAAGUGCACUUCAAGUACAUUCAAGCGGCCUGCAAGACGGGCCAGAUCAAGGAGGUCGAACGCAUCUGCCGCGAGUCCAACUGCUACAACGCGGAGCGAGUCAAGAACUUCCUCAAGGAGGCCAAGCUACCUGACCAGCUGCCGCUCAUCAUCGUGUGCGACCGCUUCGACUUUGUACAUGACUUGGUGUUGUACCUGUACAGGAAUAGCCUGCAGAAGUACAUUGAGAUUUAUGUGCAGAAGGUCAACCCAUCUCGUCUGCCCGUGGUCGUUGGAGGACUACUCGACGUGGACUGUGCCGAGGACAUCAUCAAGAACCUGAUCCUCGUGGUCCGAGGACAGUUCUCCACGGACGAGCUGGUUGCUGAAGUGGAGAAGAGGAACCGGCUCAAGCUGCUGCUUCCCUGGUUGGAGACCAGAGUGCAUGAGGGGUGCAACGAGCCAGCCACACACAAUGCUCUCGCUAAGAUCUACAUUGACUCCAACAACAACCCCGAGAGGUUCUUGAAGGAGAAUCAGUGGUACGACUCCCGAGUAGUGGGGCGCUACUGCGAAAAACGCGACCCGCACCUCGCCUGCGUGGCUUACGAGCGAGGCCAGUGCGACCGCGAGCUCAUCUCCGUGUGCAACGAGAACUCGCUGUUCAAGACCCAAGCCCGCUACCUGGUGCGCCGCCGCGACCAGGAGCUGUGGCUCGAGGUGCUGCAGGAGGACAACGCGUACCGGAGGCAGCUCAUCGACCAGGUGGUGCAAACAGCUCUCUCCGAAACCCAAGACCCCGAAGACAUCUCAGUGACAGUGAAGGCGUUCAUGACGGCCGACCUGCCGAAUGAACUGAUCGAGUUGUUGGAGAAGAUCGUGCUGGACAACUCCGUGUUCUCCGACCAUCGCAACUUGCAGAACUUGCUUAUAUUGACAGCAAUCAAGGCGGACCGCACCCGAGUGAUGGAGUACAUCAACCGGCUGGACAACUACGACGCGCCGGACAUCGCCAACAUCGCCAUCAACAACGAGCUGUACGAGGAGGCCUUCGCCAUCUUCAACAAGUUCGACGUCAACACGUCCGCCAUCUCGGUUCUAAUAGACCAAGUGAAAGACCUAGAGCGCGCAUACGAGUUUGCCGAGCGGUGCAACGAGCCUGGCGUGUGGUCUCAACUGGCCAAGGCGCAACUACAGCAGGGCUUAGUGAAGGAGGCCAUAGACUCGUACAUUAAAGCUGAUGACCCCUCGGCCUAUAUGGAUGUGGUGGAUACUGCGGCGAAGACGCAGUCGUGGGAGGACCUGGUUAGGUAUUUACAGAUGGCGCGCAAGAAGGCGCGCGAAAGCUACAUAGAAUCCGAGCUAAUCUACGCCUACGCUCGCACCGGUCGCCUGGCAGACCUAGAAGAGUUCAUCUCAGGGCCGAACCACGCCGAUAUACAGAAGAUUGGAGACCGCUGCUUCGAGGACAAGAUGUACAAUGCGGCCAAACUGCUGUACAAUAAUGUCAGUAACUUCGCCAGAUUGGCCAUCACGCUCGUGCAUUUGAAGGAGUUCCAGGGUGCCGUCGACAGCGCGCGCAAGGCCAACUCGACCCGCACGUGGAAGGAAGUGUGCUUCGCGUGCGUGGACGCGGGCGAGUUCCGUCUCGCGCAGAUGUGCGGGCUGCACAUUGUGGUCCACGCUGAUGAGCUGGAGGACCUCAUACACUACUACCAGGACCGAGGCCACUUCGAGGAGCUGAUCAGCCUGCUGGAAGCUGCUCUGGGGCUGGAGCGCGCGCACAUGGGCAUGUUCACGGAGCUGGCCAUCCUGUACUCCAAGUACAAGCCCGCCAAGAUGCGGGAGCAUCUCGAGCUGUUCUGGUCCCGGGUUAACAUUCCUAAGGUGCUCCGCGCGGCGGAACAAGCACACUUGUGGUCGGAGCUCGUCUUCUUAUACGACAAGUACGAAGAGUACGACAACGCGGCGCUGGCUAUGAUGCAGCACCCGGCCGAGGCGUGGCGCGAGGGACACUUCAAGGACAUCAUCACCAAGGUGGCAAACAUGGAGCUGUACUACAAAGCGAUCCAGUUCUACUUGGACUACAAACCCCUGCUCCUCAACGACCUACUCCUAGUACUAGCUCCGCGUAUGGACCACACGCGCGCCGUGUCCCUGUUCACUAGAGCCGGCCAUCUUCAGUUGGUCAAGGCGUACCUCCGUUCUGUGCAGAACUUGAAUAAUAAGGCGGUUAAUGAAGCGCUGAACUCGCUGUUGACUGAUGAGGAGGACUAUCAGGGUCUGCGCACGUCGAUCGACGCGUUCGACAACUUUGACACGAUCGCGCUCGCGCAGCAGCUCGAGAAGCACGAGCUCACCGAGUUCAGGAGGAUCGCCGCUUACCUCUACAAAGGCAACAACAGAUGGAAGCAGUCCGUGGAGCUCUGCAAGAAGGACGCCCUGUACGCGGACGCGAUGGAGUACGCGGCGGAAUCGCGGCAGCCGGAGCUGGCCGAGGAGCUGCUGGACUGGUUCCUGCAGCGGGACAACUUCGAGUGCUUCUCCGCGUGUCUGUACCAGUGCUACGACCUCCUGAAACCCGACGUGGUCAUCGAACUGGCGUGGAGGCAUAACAUCAUGGACUUCGCGAUGCCCUUCCUUAUCCAGACGGUCCGCGAGCUGACGACCAAGGUGGAGAAGCUGGAGGAGGCGGACGCGCGGCGCAGCACGGAGGUGGCCGAGCAGGAGGCCAAGCCCGCCAUGAUGAUGGAGCCGCAGCUCAUGCUCACCGCUGGACCUUCAAUGGCGUACCCAGGCGUGGUCCCACCGCAAGCGUCGCCCUACGCCUACGCGGCGCAGGCCCCGUCGCCCGCGCCCUACCACGGCUACGGCAUGUAGGGGCCCCGCGCGCCCCGCUGGGGCCCCCCGGCUCGCCACUGAGCGCCGGUCUAUCCUGGUAACGCAAGCAUCUUGAACGCUGAAUGAUUAGACAAAUUAAUGCAUCAAUGACGAUUUUACCCGUCACGUGAAUUACAAAGCAAAGUUUUGUAGUUAUUAAAACACUGAAGAAGCACUGAAGCAUGCCAAGUAUGCUAUGAUCAUGUAAUAAUGGUAUUUUUGGUGUAACGAACCACAUUGAUGUGCCUAUCGCGUCAAGGUAUUCUAGUUACAAUAAAUACAUAACGUAUUGAUGUUAACUGUGCUUGAAAGUAAGAAAGAAAGUGAAAUUCUCGAUUUUAUCGCCUCGAUGAAACGUUAUCAUUAACGACAAACAACACUUACUGCGUGUGGUAGCGAUACAUAAAUACAUCGCUUGUCGCAUGCUAGUAACGUGUCGUUGGCAGUUAUACGUUUGCUAAACACUAGUGACCAACCAUUUGUAUCUAUCGCUUUAGAGCCGUCACUAUCGUUGAGCGUUCAAAAUGCGUGUCGCGAACAGGAGCAGACUGGGACAGCCGUCUCUUUCUGUCUAAGGCAGAUGUAAGUGUGUUAAUAAGCUGAAAGGGAUGGGUGCGUGCGCAGAGCGAGACUGUUUAUAACUGGAGUUUAGAGUUGCGCGUGAUGACCCUGAGUGUAAUAAGGUAUUUGUUAACCGUAGCUGUUGAAAGUGCUGUUUCCACGCGAGAUUGUAGAAUAAUUCCGAAUUUCCAGAGGUAGUACACAUAUCAUCUUGACACAAUAACCAUUUCUAAUCACGUUUAUAGUAGAUAGGAUCUCUCUGACAAGCCUGAGGAUAGGGCUCACGCGCAACUCAUCUUCUAUCCACUGAAGACUCUAUGCACUUGCGGUAAAAAACAAAUUUGUAGUGCAUUUAAAUUCUGACCGUUGUUAAAUAACAUUAUAAUUAGGUAAUCAACUUAUCAGUGUCAUAUUAUAAGUAAAUCUGCUUGUUAAAUUGGCUUUAUUUUUCAUUGACCGAGGCCUAAUGUCCAUUGAUUAUAAAAUAGAUAAAUCGAAAGUGCAUAGAGAGAUCGUAUUAACUUAUGCAUAGUUUUAAUGGCCACAUAGUAAGCUAUGAAACUAAUUUUAAAGUGUAAAUUGUUGGCCUGUAUAAAAUAAUAUAUUUUGAUGAAUAACUCUGGUCGCCUCAAAGUGCUUUAUUUUUCGCGGCGAUGAGAGUUAUGUAGUUGUCAUUGAAGUAAUCUGUCGUGGCUUGGUUUAUUAGGAAAUGUUAGUAUGCGCCCGUUAUGUCUACGAAUGUAUUGUAAAUGAAUGGUGCAUACAAAUAAUAAUUAGAGGAAUGUAGCACCACCGGUAGCGAGGCGGUAACAAUCGUUGCUGCUUUUAAAUUAGGAAUUACUGUAAACAAAAUAUUGAAAAUAUUAUAAGCUUUCUAUAUAACACCGUGAGCCGCCGCGUAGAGGUCACUACGAUCAUCAAAAUCCAAUAUUUUAUGUACAACUAGUAUUGAUCUAUUAAAAAUUAUCUUCAUAUACAAAGUUAUUCUAAAAGAUGUCUUUAAAAAUAUGUAAAAAUCCUAAGGGACAAUUUCGACUAUUGGCUAUGGCUUGUUAUUAUUAAGAUACUGAAAUUAUAGGAGAUUGAUGUGUCGGUGGCAGGGCUCUAACAUUAACUUGUGCAAUGUCAAACAGUUUCAACGAAUACGGACUACGCCCAGGCUGGUCCGCUUCGGUUAUAUAAUGUACAAACAUUUUCUUAACGUUUUAUUGUGUUAUUUGUAUAUAAAGCUUUCACUUUAGAACACCCACGAGCAUUUCUGAGCCAGUUGUACUAACACUUACCUUAUUUAAACACUGAGUUACACAUAUUUUCGUAUUGGAAUAUUAUUGAUAAUGUUUUCUAGAUUCGUGUAGUUUUAAUUUAGGCAGUUAGUCGUGCAUACGAUGUUAUUUUUAGAUGGAAAUGUUUGGGGUGUGUGCGUUGUCUUGUGACGUCACCGGAGUUGCUUUAGUUCGUUAAUAUUAUUGUCACACCUUGAUAGUUGCCUUCACUAGAUAAUUUAAGAGUCACGUAAUGGGGACGCUGUCUUUACCGCAAGCGACCUACACUCACAUUGAAAUUAUUGUUGACAAAGCUCUAUAGCUUCAAAUUGAGAUAGUGAGCGGCGAUCCCCUAGUGUAGUAAACGCUCCAUGUACUGUUACAUUCUGGUAACAAUAUCUUGCGAGUUGCAAUAACAAUAAUCGAUGUUGAAAUUUGUCAUUCAAAUCAUUCCUAUCAUUAACAUUUUAAUUAUUAUUAUAAUGAUCAAUAACAAUAAUUGUUACAUUUUGUUUACUUCUUUUUUUACGUAACACAUUGAAAUUACAAUUACAAGAAGUUGAUUGUUCUAUUAGUAUUGUAUUUAUUAAUGUAUGAUACUGUUUCUUUAAAUUUUAUUAUAGUAAGAUUAUAUUAUAUGAAUUGAUGAA